CUAUAAUUUUGGAGGGAGGGAGGUCUCGUCUUUCAUCUCUCAAAUCCGACGACCAUGGCGCCGCUUGAGGAGAUCGCCGGUGAUUCUGGCGACCGCAGAGAUCGUCCGAUCUCGACGAUAGUCAUUAUUAUAGCGAUGCAGACGGAGGCCCAGCCACUUGUGAACAAGUUCCAGCUCGCUGAGGAUCCUAAUGAGUCCUUGUUUCCCAAAGGUGUUCCGUGGGUAAAUUAUCGUGGCAAAUAUAAAGACUUGAACAUCAAUUUGGUCUGGCCUGGGAAAGAUUCCACCUUUGGAGUGGAUAAUGUGGGGACUGUACCAGCAGCUCUUGUGACAUACGCAUCUAUCCAAGCGAUAAAGCCGGACCUCAUUAUUAAUGCAGGAACUGCUGGUGGCUUCAAAGUGAAAGGGGCAAGUCUUGGAGAUGUGUAUGUGACUUCAGAUGUUGCUUUCCAUGACAGAAGGAUACCAAUUCCUGUGUUUGAUCUUUAUGGAACUGGAGCUCGAUGCACUUUUGGUACUCCUAAUCUUGUCAAGGAUCUAAACAUGAAGGUAGGUAAAUUGUCCACCGGUGAUUCUUUGGAUAUGUCCCCGCAUGACGAGUCAGCAAUUUUGGCAAAUGAUGCUACUGUCAAAGAUAUGGAGGCAGCAGCUAUCGGCUAUGUGGCAGACCUAUUCUCAGUCCCAGUGAUCUGUGUAAAAGCUGUAACAGACAUUAUCGAUGGGGAUAAGCCAACAUCAGAAGAGUUCUUGCAGAAUCUGGUGUCCGUCACUGCAAAACUGGACCUGGCUGUUACGGAAAUG
Asparagus officinalis (garden asparagus) is the source of this 801-nucleotide messenger RNA. RefSeq names its product 5'-methylthioadenosine/S-adenosylhomocysteine nucleosidase 2-like. The transcript has 8 exons. Gene Ontology annotation, biological process: nucleoside metabolic process. The annotation marks the transcript as partial. Gene Ontology annotation, molecular function: methylthioadenosine nucleosidase activity. The record is from RefSeq and is a predicted model, not a curated record. Lineage: Eukaryota; Viridiplantae; Streptophyta; Magnoliopsida; Asparagales; Asparagaceae.